Messenger RNA from Vigna umbellata (rice bean), 849 nucleotides. Lineage: Eukaryota; Viridiplantae; Streptophyta; Magnoliopsida; Fabales; Fabaceae. The record is from RefSeq and is a predicted model, not a curated record.
UUAUUUAACUGCAAGUAAGGUGUGUAAAGUAGCUAGGUAUGUUCCUUACAUGCAUCAUAAACGAUUGAACAAAAUAAAUAAAAUAUAACAACCAACAAAUGAACAACCUUACCAGUGUCCUAUGCCUUAUCGCCUUUCACAAAAAUAUGAAAAUACAAAUAUUAAAAAACACAUUGUAGCAAUUGUCACAACACAGGUAAAUAAUCUUCAACAAUUCUUCUCCUCUUGUUCUUGUUCCUUUUUCUCCUUUAUCCCAAUUGUCUUUACUGUGCAGACUAAUGGGGAGAUUGUUUGUGGUGAAUCUGGAAGGGAAGAUCUAUAGCUGCAAACACUGUCAUACCCAUCUUGCUCUUUACGAUGACAUCUACUCAAAGACAUUCCACUGCAGACAUGGGAAAGCUUAUCUCUUCAAUAAGGUUGUGAAUGUUUCUAUUGGAGAAAUGGAGGACAGACAGAUGAUCACAGGGUUACAUACCGUGGCUGACAUUUUCUGUGUGGGUUGUGGAUCGAUUGUGGGUUGGCAAUAUGAAACUGCCUAUGAAAAAAACCAGAAGUACAAGGAAGGAAAAUCCGUGCUUGAACGGUACAAAGUGUCAGGUCCGGAUGGAAGCAAUUAUUGGAUCAGUCAUGAGGCACAUGUUGGUGGAAGUGAUGCAGAUGAUGCUUAGUCAUCCUACCAUUCACAAUUGUACAUUCCUCAACCCUGUGUUGUUCAAUGAGUUUAGAUUUAUGGGGGAAAUUUCACAAAAACAACACAUUGUCAAAUUCUGUUGUCAAUAACAUUAUUUAAGUACAUCUAAUUCUUGGUUUAGUGCUUUAUUUUAAAAUAAAAAAACUGAUUCAAACUUC